AUGACAACUUACUAUGAAGUUCUUGGAGUGAGCGAAACUGCUUCUCUUGACUUAAUAAAACAAAGAUUUCACCAGUUAAUAUUACAACAUCAUCCAGACAAAUCAACCAAUGAAAACAAUUAUACAGCACAAAAGGUCUUGAAAGCAUGGGAAGUGCUAAGGAAUGCUGAGAGCCGUAAAAAAUACGAUAUCGAGCUUGAAAGCAAAAGAAACAAAAACGAUUUAGCUAUCGGUGCCGAGAUUGAUUUGGAUGAUAUGGAAUAUGCAGAAGAAGAUAGAAGCUACUUUUAUGAAUGUCGUUGUUCUGGAGAUUACAUAAUCACAGAAAUAGACCUUGAACAUGGCAUUGACAUUGUAGGCUGCAACAAUUGUUCACUCAAGAUUCGAGUGUUGUAUGAAGUCUUGGAAGAAGAAGAGUGA
Rhizopus microsporus ATCC 52813 is the source of this 420-nucleotide messenger RNA. RefSeq names its product DNAJ heat shock N-terminal domain-containing protein. Gene Ontology annotation, biological process: positive regulation of ATP-dependent activity. Bases 1 to 420 code for a protein of 139 amino acids. NCBI's taxonomy places the organism in Eukaryota, Fungi, Mucoromycota, Mucoromycetes, Mucorales, Rhizopodaceae. Gene Ontology annotation, molecular function: ATPase activator activity; ferrous iron binding. The record is from RefSeq and is a predicted model, not a curated record. The transcript is spliced from 2 exons.